Molecule: messenger RNA, 933 nt
Organism: Linum tenue
Lineage: Eukaryota; Viridiplantae; Streptophyta; Magnoliopsida; Malpighiales; Linaceae
Source: the annotation of a GenBank genome assembly
AUGCUCGGCAAACGGGUUGAUUAUUCGGGGCGUUCCGUAAUUGUCGUGGGUCCCUCACUUUCAUUACAUCAAUGUGGAUUGCCUCGUGAAAUAGCAAUCGAGCUUUUUCAGACAUUUGUAAUUCGUGGUCUAAUUAGACAACGUCUUGCUUCGAACAUAGGAGUUGCUAAGAGUCAAAUUCGAGAGAAAGUGCCAAUUGUAUGGGAAAUACUUCAGGAAGUUAUGCGGGGACAUCCUAUAUUGCUGAAUAGAGCGCCUACUCUACAUAGAUUAGGUAUACAGGCAUUCCAACCUAUUUUAGUGGAAGGGCGUGCUAUUUGUUUACAUCCAUUAGUUUGUAAGGGAUUCAAUGCGGACUUUGAUGGGGAUCAAAUGGCUGUUCAUGUACCUUUAUCGCUGGAGGCUCAAGCGGAGGCUCGUUUACUUAUGUUUUCUCAUAUGAAUCUCUUGUCUCCAGCUAUUGGAGAUCCCAUUUCAAUACCAACUCAAGAUAUGCUUAUUGGGCUCUAUAUAUUAACAAGCGGGAAUCGUCGAGGGAUUGGUGCAAAUAGGUAUAAUCCGUGUAAUCGCAGAAAUUCUCAAAAUGAACGAAUUCUCACGAAUAACAAUAAGUAUACGAAAGAACCGUUGUUUUGUAAUUCCUAUGAUGCAAUUGGAGCUUAUCGGCAGAAAAGAAUCAAACUAGAUAGUCCUUUGUGGCUCCGGUGGCAACUAGAUCAACGCGUUAUUGUUUCAAGCGAAGCUCCUAUCGAAGUUCACUAUGAUUCUUUGGGUACUUAUUAUGAGAUUUAUGGGCACUAUCUAAUAGUAGGAAAUAUAAAAAAAGAAAUUGUUUGUAUAUACAUCCGAACCACUAUUGGUCAUAUUUGUCUUUAUCGAGAAAUUGAAGAAGCUAUACAGGGGUUUUGCCAAGCCUGUUCAGAUGUUACCUAA